Molecule: messenger RNA, 1221 nt
Organism: Acanthocheilonema viteae
Lineage: Eukaryota; Metazoa; Nematoda; Chromadorea; Rhabditida; Onchocercidae
Source: the annotation of a GenBank genome assembly
AUGUCGCACGAAAAUGGAAAAUAUUGCAAGCUGAGUAAUCAUAUAUUUGGUACAACAACGAAGCAAUUUAUUGAAGUCGAAAAAGUUUUCAGGAAGAAUUUCAUCGAUGGAUGGGAACGGGAAGGUGCAGCAAUAUCGAUAUACCGAAAUGGUGAAUUAGUGGUUGACCUGCAAGGCGGAUACGCUGAUAAAAGCUCACUUCGACCUUGGACAUCCGAUACGAGAACUGUCGUUUUUUCUGCAACAAAAGCAGUUGGUGCAUUAUGUAUAGCAAUGUUGGUUGAUCGGGGACAAUUACAAUAUUCCGAUCGUAUUUGUCAAUUUUGGCCAGAAUUUGGUCAGAAUGGAAAGGAAAAUAUCACUGUUGGUUGGAUAAUGAGUCAUCGUGCAGGUUUGGCAGCUUUUGGUGAACCAAUCACUAAAGAAGAUGCAUUUGAUCAUGAGAAAAUAGCAGAAAUUAUUGCAAGACAGAAACCGAAUUGGAUACCAGGUACUAAAGCAGGAUAUCAUGCAAUAACGUAUGGAUGGCUUGUUGAUCAAAUUAUUAGACGUGUUGAUUUGAAACAUCGUGGUAUCGGAACUUUUUUUAAGCAGGAAAUUGCUGAGAAAUUUGGCAUUGAUUUUCAUUUUGGCUUACCAUCAGAAGAAGAGCACACCGUAUCUCGAUUAACAACACCACCAUUUUCUUACAAAUUGAAAGAGAUUUUGUAUGAUCCAAGAAUUUUAUAUUUGCUGGGUAUAUUAAAUUUGAGAGCACCUAAUUCAAUAGUACGAAAAAUUCGAGAAACAACGACUUGGAUGAAAAUGGACACAACAGUGAAUACAUUCAACGAUCCGGAUCUUCAUCGUAUGGAACAAGCAGCAGCUUUGGGUAUAACAAAAGCAAAUGAUCUUGCUAAAUUAUUCUCACUUUUUCUACAAGGAGAAAUCAUAUCGAGCAAUUUAUUAAAUCUCUUUAAAGCUCCAGAAAUAUCACAUGGUUUAGAUAAAGUAGUCCUUGCACCGUUACCAAAAGGAUAUGGUUUCAUGUAUGAACGUCAUCCAUUUAAACCUGGUCAUUGGCUUGUUGGACAUGCUGGCCUUGGUGGCAGUACGAUAAUGAUGGAUAUGGAGGAAAAAUUGGUGCUCGCAUAUGUAACUAAUGGUUUGAAAGUAGGUACCGGUGAGCUUACAAGAACUUAUCGGUUAUUGAGAAAUGCCGCUUUACGAGCGGUGAAAUGA